Psilocybe cubensis is the source of this 3477-nucleotide messenger RNA. RefSeq lists its product as uncharacterized. Gene Ontology annotation, molecular function: GTPase activator activity. NCBI's taxonomy places the organism in Eukaryota, Fungi, Basidiomycota, Agaricomycetes, Agaricales, Agrocybaceae. Gene Ontology annotation, cellular component: cell division site; plasma membrane; division septum. The transcript has 11 exons. The coding region runs from base 1 to 3477 and encodes 1158 amino acids. The record is from RefSeq and is a predicted model, not a curated record. Gene Ontology annotation, biological process: small GTPase-mediated signal transduction; cytoskeleton organization.
AUGGCCGUCCUCUCCCUCCCCCUCUCCUUCACAAAUUCCUUUUGGUCCCAGGACUACAGGCGCGGUCUCGAGGUUCUCUUUGCAAAGCUCGAACAGGGUGUCGCAGAGAACGACGAAAUCAUCGCGUUUGUCAGGGCUAGAGCUGCUGCUGAGAACAGCAUCGCCAACAGCCUCAGAAAUCCAUCUCACACCGGCAAACAAGGCACAGGGUUCAGCGCCGACGAUGGCGCUACACUCCUCAUGGCCUUCCGCGGUCUCCAGGCAGAAUCCGCCGCACAAGGGCAGGCCCACCUCUCUAUGGCAAAAGAACUCUCCACCCUUGUCGCAGACCCCUUUGACGAGUGGGCACAGGGAUACAAGGAGCGUCUACGUCAGAACAAGGCUACUGUCAUCGACAACUGGCUGCGCUCCUACGAGCUGGCCCAAGCAGACGUAGCUAAACUAAAGAACCAGUAUCUAGCCAAAGUCCGCCGUGCGGACGAGGCUGAAGACGAUGCCAAGUUCGCCCCAAACAGCGGCGGACCAACCGACAAAUACACCAGUUCCCCACGUAUCCGCCCCGCAGACGGUGGUCACCGCACAGCACCCCAGCGUACCGCAAGUGUCUCGGAGCGCAUCGCCCAGCGUCUAAAGGAGAUCCAGAAACGCAGCGCAGAUGUCCUUGCCCAGGCCACCUCCACCGAAGACCCCAACGCUUCGGCCUCCUCUUCCCCCUCAUCUGAGAGCGAGAAACAGCUCCCCAAGGUCGACAAGGGCAAAGGACGUGCUAUUUUGACCGAAGAGCCAGAAGAACUCGUCUCUCCACCCCCAAUGUCUCCUAUGCCUCCACCAAAGGAAGAACUGCUUCCCAGCUCACCCAUGCCUUACAUCCCGCAGCCGAUAGUCGUUGCUGGGAUCUCUCUGCCUCCCAUUGCUAUCUCACAGCUACUCACCCGCGCCGCUGCCGAGCUCCGUCUGCGUCCUGUCCGCUUCCCUCUCCUUGGCGAAUACCAAGACGCGUUUACCGGUGAAGAAUUCACUGUAUGGUUGCAGCAAAACGUGACCGCGCUCGGGGGUAGUCUCGAUAGGGCAGAGGAAAUGGCAAAGGAGCUGACGGAGCGCGAGGGGUUGUUGCGUCGCCUCGGCGAAUUAGGAAACCAAUUCGAAGACUCUGACGAUGCAUUCUACCAAUUCAGACCGAAGGCAUUCGAACUGGGCCAUCAGAACCCAGAGCAAUCAACUAUGGCCAAAGCACAGGCUGACACUCUCUUCAAGAAGACUGGUACCUCUUUUGUUAGCCUCGUGAAUAAGGCGCUCAACACGAACGGCAUCAACGGCGACAAGGAGCCACCAUACAUCCGCGCUCGCCACGAGGCCGACGAAGCGGACAAAGCUUACCGCAUUGGCGUGCGUCGGCUGGACAGGCACCGGCUUGCUCUCGAAGAACGCAUCGAAGAGACGCUCAAGGUGCUACAGAGAUGGGAAACAGAACGGCUGCGGGCAGUCAAAACUGUACUCCUUCAAUACCAGGGCACGCUUGCGAAUUUGCCCAAGUCCCUCGAACCUUCUAUCGAGCGCUCUGCGACACUCAUCGCGUCCUACCAGCCCGAGUCCGACCUCACCGCGCUCAUCGAACGUUACCGCACCGGGCCCUUCCGUCCUUCCCCCCAAAUCUACGAGUCCGUCGCACACGAUGAAUCCGACGUCGUAUUCGGGAUUGACCUCCGCAAAUGGGCGGAAGGCGGGUGGUAUGCGCUCACCCAAGGCGCCGACUCCCCCGAAAAGAAGGAUAUUAUCCCACCUGUGCUUAGCGCGCUACUCGCGGCGCUCGACACGGCAUACACCCGCGUACCAAGCGACAUCGAGAAGCGCAAGGCGUGGAUCUACGAGGUACCCCUGCCAGCCGUGCACCAGCUGCGCGAGAGCCUGAAUGCAGUUCCACCCACGCAGCCUUUCUCCGCUGAGUUCUUGGCCAAGUUUGAUGCCCCGGUGAUUGCAAGCUGUGUGAAGCUGUGGGUGCUCGAGCUCGAUCCGCCACUUGCGCUGUAUGAGGGCUGGGAGGACUUUAGGAGGUUAUAUCCCACCGUUGGGUCGGCGGCGCCGAAGGAGGGCGAGGGUGAGGGUGAACAACAUCUUCAAGUUGUUAGUACGGCCCUACUGAGACUGCCGAGGGUUCACUUGUAUGUGCUCGAUGCGAUUGUGAAGCAUCUUAGAAAUUUGGUUGAGACGACGAAAGUGGAAGAAGCAGAUGAAAUAUACUUCACGAAACUCGCUCUUUCGAUUGGACGAUCUGUUCUUAGACCUAAAGUGGAAACCGAACUCUCAAUCCAAGAUCGUCACCCAACAUUACUUUUCCUUGACCUGCUCAAGAACUACGACGCGCUCCUUCCACCCACCAUUGCACGCAAAAAACGUGAAUCCGAGCGCAAAGUGCCCAUUCGCAAACGCACCGCGCCGAUUGACAUGCGUUUGAGCAGGAGCAGGAUCUCAAUGCAGAUUGGUGCAGACGCACAACAGCUUCUCGCGGCCCAACAACUCGCGCAAAACCCGUCCCUGGCUCACAAGUCGCCCGAGUUGCCAUCGCUACCCCCUCCCCCGUCGCUGACUGCAAAGGUGACAGAGGCGGAAAAGAGUGUUUUGACGCCGCCGCCUCCACCACCGGUUCUGGAAAAGACUAGGACGCCACCGCCACCACCUCCCAUUGUUCCUCCUCCCCCACCUCCAGCUUUGGAGAAACCCAAGACACCUUCUCCUCCACCUGCCCCGAUUGUGGCACCACCACCGCCACCUCCAGUUCUGAGUGCACCAAAGACCAGCGACCCACCUCGGCCGAACUUUAAAGAACCUCCACCUGAAUUCGACGAUGUUCCCAUGCCAUCAUUCAAAGAACCGCCACCAGAACUCGAUGACGUUCCUCCCCGACCGACAUUCGCUGACCCACCACCGGAAGAUUCUGAUAUGUCGACACCAGCGACCACGGUGUCGAGCGUCACUCCAGUUGCACCAACGCCGAAAGUGCCUACGGCCAAGGUGAUCCCACCUACUCCACGCGGCAAGCAGGGGAGCGUGUCGGGAUCAGGUGCGUCUUCGCCCAGCAAGAUCGCUUCGCGGAGCCCUUCGCCUCCUGUGACGCCCGGCUCAGCCACUUCCGCCACCGCUACGGGCGACGACAUCGUACUUGGCUCAGGCAAAACAUCGAUCUCGCGGACAAGUUCUGCCCAAGCAGGCGGUGUGAUGCGCGGCCCACGGCUUGCGCGAGGCCCUCGCGCUGCACCGGGCACGGGGAGCGUAGGCAGUGUGCAGAAUCUUGUGCAGAAUCUGAAUAACCGCAACAGCACGAGCGGUGCGCCUGCUGGGGGAGCAGCUAAUACAAAGGUGAACAGACUGUCAGGGAGCCCCGUGAGGAGACCAUCGAGUGUUGUUGGACGCUCUGCAGCGUCGUUCUCGAGAAGAACAAUGGCGAGCGAUGCGGAGGACGAUGUUGUGGAUAAAAAAUAA